Messenger RNA from Solenopsis invicta (red fire ant), 2821 nucleotides. RefSeq lists its product as uncharacterized. The record is from RefSeq and is a predicted model, not a curated record. The coding region runs from base 289 to 1134 and encodes 281 amino acids. The transcript has 3 exons. NCBI's taxonomy places the organism in Eukaryota, Metazoa, Arthropoda, Insecta, Hymenoptera, Formicidae.
CGGGAAGUGGUGGGUUGAUUCGCGACGACAUCGUGUACACCUCGACUAAGGCGGAGAUCUUACGUAUAUAAACUCGUCGGGGCGAAACGCGGGUUUAGAAGUCUCGUGCUGCUCCUCGAUUUACGAUUGGGAAGAGAGACGCUUCGAGGACUCUUCGCUAUUGACCAGCUGAUCGGUGAACAAAGAGAAGGGUGCUGCUGCUGCUUUGCCUCCGCGCACAUUUUCUUCACCCCUUUUCUUCGCGCUUCUCUAGCUUUCGAGGCUUCUGAUAAAACAGCGGAAGCUACUAUGAAGGCGACUCUCAUAUUGGUUUUGUUUGGGCUUGGUAUAUGCUUGGCUAAUCCUUUGGAAAAGAAGGAAAAAAUAAGUGUCGUCGAGCAACAGUCCGUGAAGCUAACAGAUCGAGCCAAGUACGAGGAAGAACUUCUUCGUAAACUCAACUCGAAAUGCUCCCAGAACGACAUCAGCAGUUGCGUGAUGUUAAAGUUGGUGACGUAUAUGAACAAGUUGCUGAAAAAGGCUUCGAUCGAGCUUACGGACGACAUUGAGAUUAGGAAGACGAGUCAAACGUCGGAAGAUGUGAUCACGUUCGAAGCCGGUAGAAGCAAGGACGAUGAAAUUCAAGUCCUUGAUCUCGUUGCGAAUAAAGUUUACGCCUUCAUCAAAUCGAGAAGUAUCAAGUGGAGAAUUCUACCCGAAGACGACAUCGUCGUAUCCGCGUCGGAAGAUGAGACCGGUUCGUUAAAUUUGGGUCUGUCUAUUGAGCGCGCCGACAAACCUGUCCAAGACGGUCGUGGGAAGAAAAACAAUAUGGGUCCACUGAUCGCCGCAGCCGUCUUGAAAAUUGGUCUCAUCGGCGGUCUCGCAUUCAAGGCUCUUGCCCUCUUGGUCGGCAAAGCUCUACUUUUGUCCAAGAUCGCGCUUCUGUUGGCCAGUAUCAUAGGUUUAAAGAAACUCUUCUCACAAGGAAAGCAUGUGACCUAUGAGGUGGUAGCGCACCAUGGCUCGAGUCAUUCACUUGACCAUGGUCAUGAUAGUUACUCCAGCGGUUGGGCAAGAAGUUUCCACGAUCAAACGCCAAUUCCUGGACAGCCAGAUGCCCACGAGCUGGCUUAUGCGGCGCACGUAAAGUGAUUAAUUCUUACCAUUGAAAGCAGGAUCCAAAAAUCGCCGUGAUCUUUCGAUAUUUGAGAAGAAAAGCGCGACGUCCUUGGAUCCCUACCAAACGUAUUCUUCAAUCAUCCUUAAAUUUAUUAGAUUUAUAGAUUCUACACAAUAUUUAUUACUUUCCAUAAUUAUUUAUUUUUACUUUAUCCCGUUUCUUCUCAUUUCUCUUAUCGUCAACAUUGUGAUUCUCUUUAACUCUCUCUCUCUCUUUUUCUCUUUCUCUCUUUAAUACUAUUAUACUGAAAUUUCCGAACAACUGCACGACGCGACGCAUCGAUACGUCAAUGACACACAGCGACGAACGUCAUUUUUGACAACGGUGACAGAAUGUCAUAUCAUUACGGAUAGGUGGGUAGGUUCUUGGAUGCGUACGCAUGGAGGACACGCAUCACAAGAAUCUUACCUACUUUCGCGACUCUAUGUGUGAAUAUAAUCGCGAAUCCUGCGAGACUCUCGUCAUUACAUUAAAUUAUGCACGAGCGUUAUAUUCUUCACGCUUCUCACAUUACAGUAUUUAGAUCUGUGAUAUUUCAAGAGCUUAGGAUUACGUUCAUAACAUACAUUAAACGUUAAACGUGAUUACUCUACUUUUGGUUUGUAUUUUCGCAGCACACUUGGCGCUAAAUAUGACUCAUUUUAUGCUGAAUAGAAUCUUUAUUCUAAAUACAUCAAAUUUAGUGCCAAAGGAUAUAUUAUGACUUUACUUGAAUGUGCGGUUAAGUGAGAAAAUGUGAGAUUGCGUUCAGCAGAAAAAACAGCGUUGUUACUGUUGUAAGAUUCUUCAAUACGAUUUGUUUUUAGUCUUAAUCAGAUCUGAAUGUAUAAUCACGUUAAAGAAUCUUCAAACAAUCGAAAAGCUACUUUUCUGCUGAACGCAACCAAUGUGCACAAAUUCUUUACUUUUUAUUAUUUAUAUUGUUUAUUAUUUAUUUAUAUUUAUAAAAUUAUUUAGAAAAAGAAUUUCAUAUUUAUUAAAACUAAUCACUUUUAACGUUAAAUAUCAUUUGAAAUCAGGGCAAAAGAUAUCAUAAAGUGAGAUAAAAAUCAAAAGAUUACUUUUACAAGGUAUUAAAUUUUACUUAUUUCAAGCGAUUAUUAUAGAAUAUGAUAUCAAAAGCUCAAAAAGUUUCUAAGCUCUUUUCAUCAGCUUUCCGAAUACUUUUGUAUCAUUUUAAAUGAAUCGUGAAGGGAGAGAAGUAUAUAUGUGAUAAAAUUCUCUCUAUUUUUGUAAAUAAUUAGUAAAUAGUAAAACAAUUGCACUAAUGCUGUGUAAUUAAUUUGGCGAUUAUUCCGCGCGUUUGUGCUUUAAAUUGGAAUAUAUUAUUUUUAAUGGAGAGUCUUGUAGAGUGAUUUUUACAUGACGCAACGGACGGACAUUUAUACAUACAUAUAUACAUAUAUAUAUAUAUAUAUAUAUAUAUAUAGAAGUUUAUAGAAAUAUUUUUUUUAAAAAAGAAGAACAUUUUGAACGGAUAAUGACGAAAAAUCACAACUAGCUACCCCAAGCGAAUGUAUAUUUUAUUUAUAUUAAUAAUUAAUCUUAUAUCAAUAUUUAUUUAAUUUAUGAUUGUCUGAUUAACGAGACUGCGAAAUGUAUAAUAUUUUUUAUAUUAUUUUUAUAUGAACAAAUAAAUUAUUUAUUAUUUUUAUAGUA